CCACAGACCAAAGGAGGGAUCGUAAACACAGCCAUGUCUGCAGCGGCGCGAGGAAGAGGACGAGGGUCUCCCAUGCGGGGGGCGUUUGUCGGGGCGGCAGCAGCCACCAGUUACCUGGCACCAGGGUAUGCGGCACCAUAUGGAUACAACGCGGCAGCUGCUGCUGCACCAGCUUACGGUGGCUGUUUCAUUGACAGUCCUUACUGCCAACCACUUGACGUGACGCCUUUUAUAAUUCACUUGGGGCCUCAGGAAUUCUUCUCUGACUUCUAAAAGCAAAGUGAGACUGCCCAGCUCCAAAGGUGCUUUUUCCCACCCGUGAAUUUUCAAAGCAAGAGCUAACGGAGACUCACUCGGAGGGAGGGAAGGGGCAGUUUGUAUCGAAU
This is a messenger RNA of Thamnophis sirtalis, 386 nucleotides long. The record is from RefSeq and is a predicted model, not a curated record. Lineage: Eukaryota; Metazoa; Chordata; Lepidosauria; Squamata; Natricidae.